UGGUAGAAAAGGUAAAGAAAUUUAAGAGAGGAUUUUGAAGGAUGAAUGAUAGCUCAUCUAGAGAAAUGAAUGAUAGUUUAGCCGCUAUUACUGAAAGACAACCUCAAAGGCCUUGUGGUUGUGUGGGCAUUUUCUUUCAGCUCUUUGAUCAGAACCGUAGAUUUGCUAAGAAGCUGUUUCCAAAGAAACUGCUUUCCCCAGCUUGCUAGAAACAAGCUUCAAAAAAGUUUGGAGGGGAUGAGAAGCAGCCAAAGCUUCGUUUGAUUGCUGAUGAGAACAGUGGGGGUUUUCCAAAUGCAAAGAAUAAUGGAAUGACCGAUACACGUUGUGAAAGCAAGCGCGAAACGAAAGCUCCAAGUUUGGUUGCUAGGCUCAUGGGUUUGGAAUCGAUGCCAGCAGGAUCAGGCAGUAAGCCCCAAAAGGCUUCAGCUUCUGAAACUUGGAGCAAUGUAGCAGACAAACUUGGUGCUCGACCUGGCGGAUCUGAUAAAGAAGAUAUGGAUUUUGAGAUGGCCGAAAUAAAGAGUUCAGAACCAGGUUUGCAAAGGUUUAGAGCUAAAUGUUCUCUCACUUAUCCUACUAGAUAUUUUUCUCCUUUGGAAGAUGAAGCAGAUUUAGUUGGGAAUUCACUUGAUCACCAUUCAACUGACAGCUACCACUCCAGCAGUCCCAGUAGUAGCUCAAAGGAAAAAGUGCUUGCUGAAUCAGUGGACUCUGUUGAUGAUGAACCACUCUUUCCAGAACCUGAUAGAGAUCUUUCAUAUUUUGAGACCGCAUUAUCCACCAGGAGGAGUUGCAGAGAACUGAUUCAUAACGUUUCUGGAGUGCUCAGCAAGAUUUAUCAGUUAAAAGGAAGCAAACUCAUUUCUGCACUUAUUUACUCCCGCGCCGAAUACUUAGUUUCCAACAAAUAUCAAGCUGAUGCAAUGCACCUCUCGGAGAGCUCUUCAAGAAGCUAG
Molecule: messenger RNA, 959 nt
Organism: Capsicum annuum
Lineage: Eukaryota; Viridiplantae; Streptophyta; Magnoliopsida; Solanales; Solanaceae
Exons: 5
Coding region: 312-959 (215 amino acids)
Source: RefSeq, a predicted model, not a curated record